Molecule: messenger RNA, 1833 nt
Organism: Histoplasma capsulatum G186AR
Lineage: Eukaryota; Fungi; Ascomycota; Eurotiomycetes; Onygenales; Ajellomycetaceae
Product: DNA replication regulator sld2
Exons: 3
Coding region: 1-1833 (610 amino acids)
Biological process (GO): double-strand break repair via break-induced replication; mitotic DNA replication preinitiation complex assembly; DNA replication
Cellular component (GO): DNA replication preinitiation complex
Molecular function (GO): single-stranded DNA binding; DNA replication origin binding
Source: RefSeq, a predicted model, not a curated record
AUGGCGGACCACCAAGUGCCACACAAUGAAGAGCAGCAGCCCUUGUCGACCCUUCGAGCCGAAUUGAAGGAAUGGGAGCGAGCCUUUACCGCCGCGAAUGGAGGCCGCAAGCCUGGGAGAGAUGAUAUCAAAAACAACCCUGCCAUUUCUGCCAAAUACAAGCUCUAUUCCCGCCUACGUGUGCAGUCGUCGCAAGCCAACAGCUGCUCUUUCGCACCAGCACAGGAAGUGCCCCAGCAGAGGAAACGUAAACGUCCCUUGGAUACGCAGGAAGAUGUAAAUGGACUACCACUCCCGCAAUCCUGCUCAACUCCCCGAAAACCCUCCGACCACAUCCCCGCCACCCCCGACCGGAGGUUUCUAUCAACAUCGACUGCUCUUUGUGCAAACACCCACCCAUCCCAGCUAGACCCUUACGAUUCCCCAUCCACGUUACGCAGAUUCUUCAGUCCCAGCUAUCAUCGCAACUUCCACGAGGAUCCUCACUCAUCCUCAUCACCCUUGCCCCUCCGCGCAGCCAUUGGGCCUACCCCACAGCGUGAUGGUAAGGCCCUGGGUCUAUUUGACCUCCUCUCCGCCUCUGGGGGAAGUAAUAGUAGUAGUAGUAGUCGUCGUCGUCGUUGUAGAGACAGUGCUGUUGCUGCUGCUGCGACUCCGUGUCUGAGACGCGGGAAGCGGGUUAAUAAUACCAACAAUCAAGGGAUUGAUAAUCCAAUGCAGACUCCCUCGCGACGAAAGGAGAGCCGAAUUAAUUCAGGGGAUCAGGAUGGUGAGGACGGGGAUGAGGUGGCGGAUGAGGAUAAUGAUGAUUAUGAAAACUUCUUCGCCAGCACACGCACGCCUGCGUCAUCUGCUAAGAAGUUCUACCUGGCCAAUUUCUUCGCUACGCCGCCUGCAUAUCGGUAUUCGGCUGCUAUUGAUACCAGAGCAGAUAGUCGUGAUGGUGCCAAUGAUAACCAAACAGCAAGCAACAACGACCCAUCUAAUGGAAGAAGUGGCCCCCGGCGGGGUCUAAAGAUGCACUGGGCUCAGACACCCCCUCUUUCCUCAGGCGACGGAACCUUUGGUGGGGUUAGCGUUCACGAUCUAAGUCCCGUUGCAGUUCGCAUGCCGCAGAAACUUGUUGGAAAGGGGCUUAGUGCUAUCGUUCAGGGGCUAAGGGAUAUUCAGGAAGAAAGGUUGGAUGAAGAGUUGGAUCUUUUGAGAGAGAUGGAGGCUGAGGCGGCGGCGGCGGAUAUCGAUGAUGCCGUUGUUAUUAAUGAUAGUCAGGUUCCUUUACGAGAUGGCAGUGGCGGUGGUGGUGAUGACGACGAGGGAAAUACUCUUGCAAUGAGACGGUGGAAGAAAAAAGGACAGAAACGCACGACGCGUCGAGUUAUCAUGAGGCCCGUUCGAGCAAAAGCGCAACCAAUGCCGGGGUGGCCCGUAGCUGUGAUUGAUGGAGAAGGCGAUGAUGAUGGCGACAGGAAUGGAGGGAGUGGAGACGAGCUGGCCGCUAUAUCAGAAACCCAACUUCAGCCUCAGCUUCCCCCAGAACCCGGCUCGAACAAGGAAAACGAAACUCUCGCCCAGUCGGAGACGCACACGGAGACAAAAAAAGAGAUUGCUCUCACAAAUACUUCCACGUCCAUCGCUAAUGCUAAUGUCAGUGUCAGCGCCAGUGCAGCGAAACUGAAACCAGCUACCAUGAAGGGCACGACGGCAAGAGUGACAACAGCAACCAACCAGAAACACAAGACCAAACCGGACGCGCAUGCUAAUUACCGCGCGCUGAAGAUUCGGGGGAAAGGGUCGAAUGCGAGGGGAAAGGGGAGACGGUUUGGGAGGAGGUGA